Messenger RNA from Cherax quadricarinatus, 16570 nucleotides. Lineage: Eukaryota; Metazoa; Arthropoda; Malacostraca; Decapoda; Parastacidae. The record is from RefSeq and is a predicted model, not a curated record.
GAUUUAACAUUGCAUAAACCUCCAUGUCAAAAGGAAAGAACCCCUAAUGCUCCCUGUGUCAUUUACCUUGUUGGGGGUUAUUCCAACCGCCAAAGUUUGGACACCCUUGAGUGCUAUGAUGUGGAGGAGUGUCAGUGGACCCAGCUCUCCAGAUUACCUGUUGCAAGGUCAGGCUUAGGAGCCGCAUAUCUUCGUGGAAUAUUUUAUGCUGUGGGGGGAAGAAACAUUCUGCCCAAUGGUAACUAUCAUGACAGCAACUGGGUCGACUCCUUUAACCCCAUAACAAACACGUGGAAACAGAGGGCUCGGAUGUAUUAUCCACGCAAUAGACUUGGCGUGGCAGUGUUAGAUGGUCAGUUGUAUGCUGUUGGAGGCUCGAAUGGUGCCACUUUUCACAACACUGUGGAAAAAUACGAACCAGAUGAUGAUCAGUGGACUUUGGUGCAAUCAAUGUCCAAAGCUAGAAUGGGUGUAGGUGUUACAGUUGUAAACAGACUUAUGUAUGCCGUUGGUGGGUAUAAUGGUGAACACAGGUUAAACUCUGUCGAGUGUUACCAUCCUGAAAAUAAUCAGUGGACGUUUGUGGCACCCAUAAAGAUCCCAAGAAGUGGUGCGGGAGUGUGUGCUGUUGGGAAUAAUAUUUAUGUUAUUGGGGGCUAUGAUGGACAGCAUCAGUUGUGCUCAGUUGAAAAAUAUGAUACUGAAACAGAUACUUGGUCCUCUGUGGCUCCCAUCAAAAUACCUCGUUCGGCCAUGACCGUCUCUGUCUGGGAUGGAAAGAUUUUUGUAAUGGGAGGUUAUGAUGGUGGUCAGUUCCUCUCAUCGGUGGAAAUCUAUGACUUCCGUCGCAAUGAAUGGUCAGAAUGCAAGCCCCUACCAUGGGGAAGAUCAGGUCAUGCAUCUGCCUCAUCCUUCCACCCCUGUCUCCUACACUCAGAUGCAAGAUAACGAAGGCUCUAUAGUUUUAGAGAACUCUUCCUGAGAAUACACGAUUCUACUCUAAGGCAAAACGCUUCCUGAUCUCAUCACUACUGUACUUUACUUGGAUUUUGGAAUUAUUAUUAUUAUUACAGUCAUAACCAAGUGCUAAACCCACUAGGAUCAUACAAUACUUGGGUUUUGAAAUUUUUUUUUUUUUUUUUUUUUUUUUUUUUUUUUUUUUUUUUUUUUAGGAAACUAUAGUUCUAUCAUUAAAGCUUCCUUCUUUUAUAUAGCUACAUUAAAUUUGUGUGGUUUGUAGGAAAUUUAAAAUUUUAGUUAUACCUUUACUGAAGAAUAUUACUUUGUGCCUAAUUCUUAUGCAGUGGAAUCUCUACUUGCGAGUUUAAUUUGUUCCGUGACCUUGCUCAACUGGAUUUGCUCGUUUGCAGGGUCAAUUUUCCUCAUUUAAAUUAAUUGAAAUGCAAUUAAUCCGUUCCACUGGAAUUCUGUACUUCAAUAAUUUCCCUAAUAUCAACUCUAUGGCUUAUUUAUCUAUCACAAUUCAUCUAAUAUGACAUAAUAAACAAUAUAAAUAACAUAGAAACCUGAUAUAUACUCAUGUAGUGGUAUCGUCGGUGGACGAGAGUUUGUCUGGAGACCGGACAAAAUACUUCUUGAAAAAUUUCGCUGGUAUCAUCUAUACGGCUUAUUUAUCUAUCACAAUUCAUCUAAUAUGACAUAAUAAACAAUAUAAAUAAAAUAGAAACUGGAUAUAUACUCUAGAAUGAAUAAAAUAUGCCAUUAUGUAACAGGUGGAAGCGGCCACAACCGCUCCCUCUUUGUUAUGGUAAACACUGCCAUCUAGUGAUGGCCUUUUGAAGCCAUUAUAAUUAUUAUUAUAUAGUACAUUAUUAUUAUGUAUUAUUAUUAUAUGUAUUACUAUUAUUAUAUUAUACUAUUAUUAUUAUACGUAUUAUUAUUAUUACAAUAUAAAUAUGAAUUUUUAUUCACACAAAAAAUAGAAGAUUUACCGUUAUGCAGACUACUGCCUUCUUGCAAUAAUUGUAUAAAUACUGUCAACCCAUGCACUACUGCAUAUUGGAAUGGACAGUGACGUCAUUUGUUUACUCUUGAACAUAGCCAAAGAAUCGAACAUUUCCCCUACUUUGAGUUCAAUUUCAAGGCAAUCAAAAUCAUAUCUGUUUCUGUAAUAUAUCUUCUAUUCUAUCAAAUGAGACCAAAAAAACGAGAAUACAACCAUAAAAACCAUACGAAAAUACCGCUAAGGGGUGGCUAAUUGCUGAGAGGUGAACUCCAUUAUUUAUGCUUCGAUUUCUUUCAUUUUUGGCGUACGUUAAGAAGCAGCUUUCCAUCAUACAUUGUCCAAGUUUCAAUAAGAUAGUCCAACAAACAAACGAGAUCCAAUCCCCUAGAUCAAGAGCAAGAGCCCCUCACCAGCAUCAAGGAACCUCCCUUGAGGUCCACUCGCUUAUGAAAAUUUCGCUUGUGUAUGGAAGCAAAAAAUUGACCCAUCGACUGCUCACAUUUGGAAAAACUCGCACGUGGAUGCGCUCGCAAGUAGAGGUUCCACUGUAUUUGUAUAAAUUUUAUACAUGUUCAUUUUCACACGAAUUUUUUGUUACUUGUUUUGAAAUUUUCCUUAAUGAUUGCAUUGUACUGUACUUUCCUGAAUUACUGAUGAAAUCAUGUACUAUUUACUUUUCAUUAAAAAUAUCAGUAAUGUAAUUUAUUGACUGUAAAUAGAAUAUGUAAUUGUGCAGUGUAUUACAUACUGGUCCCAUUAAUCUUCCCGAACUAUCAAGUUCUUUUGUGCAUUUUUUAAACAUGAUUCCGGUCAGUUCGUAUUUAUUAUUUAUAAUACAAUUUUUAAAUAUUUUUAGUUUGUGUGUACAGUAAAACCUCACUGGAAUGGACCUCCAUUUGAUGUACAGCCUCUCCUCAUUUAGCAACGUACUCGUUUACUGACGACUUGGACUUACACUGGGCUCUCUGACUAAGUAGACAUACCAAAAUAAUGUAGUAUAUUAGAGCUGAUUUCCUCUAUAUUGUUUAUUACAAUAUACAGUACAGUACUGUAUAAACAUUUAAAAAUAUACUAAAAAUAUUAUAUAGUGGAAUCUCGGUACUCGAACUUAAUUAAUUCCAGAAGGCUGUUCGAGUACCGAAUGAAUAUUUUCCAACCAAUUUUCUUUUCGGUUAGCUGUUAACACUAAUCUUUGUAGAUCUCAUGGUGACUUACUUUUACAAAUAAUAUAAAAAAAAUGCGAAGAAACACAAAAUAGUUUACAGCGAAGUUCUGGCAGGUUGUGUUUGUUUGGUCGAGUGCCGAGCAAACAGUUGAUCACUGGGCAGUUUUUUUUACCGAAUAAAGCUUUCGAAUACCCAAUUGUUCGAGUACCAAGGUUCCACUGUUAAUGGUGCAAAAGAGACAUUAAGACAAUAUUAAAGAUGGUCGACACAAACCCACUGCCAUUAUAGUAUGCUCCUUGCUUAGUGAUGAAUUCAUUUACCGGUGUGCUCUUAGGAACGGAACUCCAUUGUUAAGUGAGGAGAGUCUGUAUUUGGGAAACAACAGACAAAAUCCAGUGGGUGCAGAACUAUCAAAUGUUUUGCUACUUCAUGGAGUGGCUGGUAAGUGGCAAUUCUGUUACUGUGCAUGAAUCCAGGAGUAGUUAUUCACUCUGUUUUUCCCUGGAUUUAUUUUAUCAUUAUUAUAUAAAGUACACUGUGAUUAGCCAUGGCCUCUAAAGCAAGUGCUGGUGUUAAGAGUAAGACACCAAAAUGUGUCACUUGUUUGAGACGAGAUUGAUAUUUGUAUUAAUUACAUCUGAUGUUUCGGAAAAGUUGUACAGGUCUUUUAAGAGAAACUGUCAUACUGGAGCAGCAUCAACCAAUGACAAGUGGGUCAGAGAAGUUGCACCGUUCCUCUGCCUGAGAAUAAAAGUUAUUCUUAGUCACAUUACAUAGUCACUGCAGAGUAAUCUCUCGACCACAAAAGAUAAAAUUACUCUUACUGUACAUUUAACUCCAUUAUGGUCAAUUUUAAUUAUAUCAGUAGUGCGUACAGUACUGUACUCUUUUUGCCAUUUUUUAUAUUGGCAUUACUAGACACCCUCUUUCCUCAUUAGUCCAUUAAAUCAAAGUUUUACUGUGCACUCCAUAUACAAUUUGUCUAUAGAUGCUGUAUAUAUAAUUUCUUUCAAUACUUCAAAUUAUGGAUUAUUUCAAAAUACAAUACAGUAUUAGUUAAUUUCAGGAUUCAAAGCAUAACAUGACUCAUUUUACAUAAAACAUGUGUGUAGCUGUCCCUUGAUCUCAAAUACUGCAUAAGAUAUUAUUUAUAUUUGCUCAAUCAUGACAGCAGCACAGUACAGUACUCACAAAAAUGAGGAAUUCCAGCUUCAAUUCAGUUUGUUCAUUGCCUUAGCUAUAUACAAUAAAUAACUUCUUCCUUGAAAUCAUAAUGUAGCGUUGAGUUAUCAUUCGGGAUUUAGCAUUUUUAAUGUACUAAUAUGAACCAAGAUACAGAGAAAGAUUGCAGUCAGCAGGAUUCAAACCUACUAUAGGGAGACCUGCCUGUUUCUGCGUGGUGCAUUGAUAUGAACCAAGAUGUUUCAGAAUCUUCUUAGUGUUUUGGUUACCAUUUCUUACAACCACAGAGGCUGAUUAAAAUGCUUUUUAAGCAUAUUUUUGAUAGAAAUUAAUUUCUGCAAGUCACAAAGGGUAUGUUCACAGGCUGACAGCAGAUUUUCAAGUUUUCCAAGGUAUUAACAUAGGCCAAAAUUGUUGUAUUUGUGAUGUGUCAGCAUUUCAUGAAAAUUUUCUCAAGUGAUGAGAUCAAGUACUAUGUGAGAUUGUACCUAGACCAGUUCUAGAUAAACCACGGAAUGGGUGGGUUUGAACCCAUGGCUAACAAGUCGUAAAACUGGCUUGCCAUGGAUUCAACCCCCACCCGUUCUGUGGUUUGUUUGCAAUCUUGUUAUUACGAUUUUGUGAGUCCAAUUCUACAUGUUCUUCCACUCUGUUAUGAUACUAUAUUAUUCACUUUUUACGUACUCAGGACAUGCGUGUGUUUACUAUACUUUGACUUGGUUUGAUUUAAUUAUGCAGUUAGGUAAAGGAUUGCCAACAGUGUUGAAGUAAGAGACAUUUGCAGAGCAAUCUUUUAUUUUAAUAAUUUUUUACUGUCAAGGAUGCCAGAGCUGUAUACAGGAGGGCCUUGUUUGUAUGCCUCUUAGGUUCCUUACCCUGUGCAGCAAGCAAAAAUUGCCAGAGGAUGGAAAAGUUUUUUUUUUUUUUUUGCAUUAUCAAAUGUGUCUAAAAUGCCUGAUAAUGCUUUUACACUAUUAUACAUUAAGUGUUCAAUACAGCUAGGUUCAUGCUUAGCAGUCUCUUGGGGUGUUCAUGCCCAGUGGGCAUAUUUUUAUUUAUUUCAGCAUUUAUUAGCAAGAAAAUUAUAUUUAACUUAACAAAUGUGUAUCCUUUGUAUAUGUUUUUACCAACUGGAAUCCAUGUGUAUUUCCUAAUGCUGAUGCAUAUAAAAAAAUUCUUAAUACCUUAUAUGUAUACCAUAAAGAUAUAAAAUUACCAUCAAUCAGUUGCAUCACUGAAAACUUGGCAUAGGAAUGCCAUUAAGAUUAAUUUGCCUGAAAUGCUUUGCAUACUAGUAGUUUCUUUUGUGCCUACCAAUGUUUUCUUAUAUGUAAACUACAUUAUUUGUACUGCAUAAAGAAAUGAACUCUGUAUUGUAUUGUAUUCUACUAAAAUGAAUUGUCUAAUUAUUACAGCUUUCACAUGGCAGACUUAACUACGGUUUUUGCCUCAUCUCUUAAAUUAUCAUAUUUUUUGACAUUAAAUAUCAAGACUUCAUGAGUAAACAUGGACAUGUCCCUUUUUUCAUUGUUUAAUGUCGUAAAAUUUCUAGUUUACGUUAACUCCUCCAUAGACUCUGUUAUGCUGUAUUCCUAAUAAUUAUUGUAGCUUCAUGUUAGAUAAUGAGAUUUUUUCUUUUCCAAAUUUGUGCCUUAAGUUUGUGCAUUUUAUGUUAGUUUUAUGUACCUUUGUGUGAUGCUGUAUGACCUGACAGGCUUGUCAUUCUCCAUGACAGGCCUGUCAGGUCAGAGUAUGUUUGAAUAAUAACUUGUGGUCCCCAUGCACAUGUUGACAUCCAUUCAGUGAUAAGGAUAUCUAUUCGAUAUUUAGUACUUGCUCCUGACACAAUUCGUCACCUUCACGAUAUGGUAAAAUUUUCAUUUCUGUCUUCACAGUUUUGAUUUGUGGUAAAACAGCAUUAUUGCAGUGUUGUGUACAUCAAGUUUCUGAUGCAGACAAGUUCAGGAGUAAGACUGUUUUUCCAGUUGUGGGGUUGUUCAGGAAUUACUUCAUAUACAAUAAAUUCUUCCAGCAAGCGUGCGUAAGCGUGUUAGAUAGGAGUGAAUGGAGACAAAUGGUAUUUGGGACCUGAUGAGCUAUUGGAGUGUGAGCAGGGUAAUAUUUAGUGAAAGGAUUCAGGGAAACCAGUUAUUUUAUGUAACCGGACUUGAGUCCUGGAAAUGGGAAGUACAAUGCCUGCACUCUAAAGGAGGGGUUUGGGGGUUUGGAAUAUUGGCAGUUUGGAGGGAUAUAUUGUGUACUUUUAUACGUAUAUACAGUGGACCCCCGCAUACCGUUGGCAUCACAUAACGAUUAAUCCGCAUACCGCUUGCUUUAAUCGCAAAAAUUUUGCCUCGCAUACUGCUUAAAAACCCGCUCACCGAUGUUCGUCCGAGACGCGUCCAAUGUGCGCCCUCAGCCAGCCUCACAUGUGCCGCCGGUGGCAUUGUUUACCAGCCAGCCUCCGCGGUAACAUCCAAGCAUACAAUCGGAAUAUUUCGUAUUAUUACAGUGUUUUCGGUGCUUUUUCUGGAAAAUAAGUGACCAUGGGCCCCAAGAAAGCUUCUAGUGCCAACCCUACAGCAAUAAGGGUGAGAAUUCCAAUAGAGAUGAAGAAAGAGAUCAUUGAUAAGUAUGAAAGUGGAGUGCGUAUCGCCGACCUGGCCAGGUUGUACAAGAAACCCCAAUCAACCAUCACUACUAUUGUGGGCACCAGAAAGGCAAUCAAGGAAGCUGUUCUUGCCAAAGGUUUAACUGUGUUUUCGAAACAAAGAUCGCAAGUGAUGGAAGAUGUUGAGAGACUCCUAUUGGUGUGGAUAAAUGAAAAACAGCUAGCAGGAGAUAGCGUCUCUCAAGUGAUCAUAAGUGAAAAGACUAGGAAGUUGCAUGAGGAUUUAAUUAAAAAAAUGCCUGCAACUAGUGAUGAUGUGAGUGAAUUUAAGGCCAGCAAAGGUUGGUUUGAGAGAUUUAAGAAGCGUAGUGGCAUACAUAGUGUGAUAAGGCAUGGUGAGGCUGCCAGUUCGGACCACAAAGCGGCUGAAAAAUAUGUGCAUGAAUUCAAGGAGUACAUAGAGGCUGAAGGACUGAAACCUGAACAAGUGUUUAAUUGUGAUGAAACAGGCCUGUUUUGGAAGAAAAUGCCAAGCAGGACCUACAUUACUCAGGAGGAAAAGGCACUCCCAGGACAUAAGCCUAUGAAAGACAGGCUUACUUUGUUAAUGUGUUCCAAUGCUAGUGGUGAUUGCAAAGUGAAGCCUUUAUUAGUGUAUCACUCUGAAACUCCCAGAGCGUUCAGGCAAAAGAAUGUCCUCAAGGAGAAUUUGUGUGUGCUGUGGAGGGCAAACAGUAAGGCAUGGGUCACUAGGGACUUUUUCUAUGACUGGUUACACCAUGCAUUUGCCCCCAAUGUGAAAGAUUACCUAACUGAAAAGAAAUUAGAACUUAAGUGCCUCCUGGUGUUAGACAAUGUCCCUGGUCAUCCUACAGACGUGGCAGAGCGACUUUAUGGGGACAUGAAAUUCAUUAACAUCAAGUUUUUGCCUCCUAAUACCACUCCUCUCCUGCAGCCCAUGGACCAGCAGGUUAUUGCAAACUUCAAAAAACUGUACACAAAAGCUCUGUUUGAAAGGUGCUUUGUAGUGACCUCAGAAACUCAACUGACUAAGAGAGUUUUGGAGAGAGCACUUUAAUAUCCUCAAUUGUGUAAACCUUAUAGGUAAGGCUUGGGAGGGAGUGACUAAGAAGACCUUGAACUCUGCUUGGAAGAAACUGUGGCCAGAAUGUGUAGACAAAAGGGAUUUUGAAGGGUUUGAGGCUAACCCUGAGAGGAUUAUGCCAGUUGAGGAAUCCAUUGUGGCAUUGGGAAAGUCCUUGGGGUUGGAGGCUAGUGGGGAGGAUGUGGAAGAGUUGGUGGAGGAGGACAAUGAAGAACUAACCACUGAUGAGCUGAUAGAUCAACUUCAACAGCAAGAGGCCAGACCUGAGGAAACUGGUUCAGAGGAGGGGAGAGAGAAAUUGAAGAAGUUGCCUACUACAAAGAUUAAGGAAAUCUGUGCAAUGUGGCUGAAAGUGCAAACCUUUAUGGAUGAAUCACCCUCACACAGCUAUUGCAAGCCGUGUUGGCAACCUGUACACUGACAAUGUUGUGAAACACUUUAGGGAAGUCAUAAAGGAACGAGAGGUACAGGCCACUAUGGACAGAUAUGUUGUGCGAAAGAAGUCCAGUGACUCUGAAGCUGGUCCUAGUGGCAUUAAAAGAAGAAGGGAAGUAACCCCAGAAAAGGACUCGACACCUCAAGUCUUAAUGGAAGGGGAUUCCCCUUCUAAACACUAACACUCUUUCUCCCCUCCUCCCAUCCCAUCAAUCAUCACCAGAUCUUCAAUAAAAGUAAGUGUCAUGUAAGUGUGCAUGCCUUUUUCAGUUUGUGUGUAUUAAAAUUAACAUUUCAUGUGGUAAAAAAAUUUUUUUUUCAUACUUUUGGGUGUCUUGCACGGAUUAAUUUGAUUUCCAUUAUUUCUUAUGGGGAAAUUUCAUUCGCAUACCGAUUAUUUCGCAUACCAAUGACCCCUCUUGCACGGAUUAAAAUCGGUAUGCGGGGGUCCACUGUACUUCUAAACUGUUGUAUUCUGAGCACCUCUGCAAAAACAGUGAUUAUGUGUGAGUGAGGUGAAAGUGUUGAAUGAUGAUGAAAGUAUUUUCUUUUUGGGGAUUUUUUCUUUCUUUUUGGGUCACCUUGUCUCGGCUGGAGACGGCCGACUUGUUAAAAAAAAAAAAAAAAUCUGUGUAGAAAGAGGUUUGGUAAUGAGUAAUACAUAUUUUAUGAAAUAGAGAAUAAAUAAAUAUACAAGGUUUGAUAUAGCACGUAAUGAAAGUAGUUAAAAGGUUAAUGGGUAGGGUCCAAGAUGUACACGUUUAUAGAGGGGCAACUGAUAUAUUGGAUCAUUAUUUAGUUGUAGUUACAGUUACAGUAAGAGGUAGAUGGGAUAAGAGGAAAAUGACAACAAGAAGUAAGAGAGGUGAAAGUGUAUAAAUUAAGGGAGGAGGAAUUUCAGGCGAGAUAUAAGCAACUAUUGGCAGAAAAGUGGGCUAGUGCAAGUAUGAGUAGUGGGGGGGGGGGGGUUUAAGAGGGUUGGAAUAGUUUUAAAACUGAUUAGAAUGUGGGGCAGAAGUUUGUGGUUAUAGGAGGGUAGGUGCAGGAGGAAAGAGGAGUGAUUGGUGGAAUGAUGAAGUAAAGGUUGUGAUAAAAGAAUAAAGGUAGCUUAUGAGAGGUUUUUACAAAGCAGAAGUGUUAUAAGAAGAGCAGAGUAUGUGGAGAGUAAAAGAAAGGUGAAGAGAGUGGUGAAAGAGUGCAAAAGGAAAGCAGAUGAUAGAGUGGGAGAGGCACUGUCAAGAAAUUUUAAUGAAAAUAAGAAAAAAUUUUGGAGUUAAGAAAGCCUAGGGAACGAAUGGAAUUGUCAGUUAAAAAACAGUAGGGGAGUUAGUAGAUGGGGAGAUGGAGGUAUUGGGUAGAUGGCGGGAAUAUUUUGAGGAACUUUUAAAUGUCGAUGAAGAAAGGGAGGCGGUAAUUUCAUGCAUUGGCCAGUGAGGUAUACCAUCUUUUGGGUGUGAAGAAGAGCAGGAUGUGAGUGUGGGGGAGGUGCAUGAGGCAUUAUAUAGAAUGAAAGGGAGCAAAGCAGCUGGAACUGACGCGAUCAUGACAAAUGUUAAAAGCAGGGAGGGAUAUAGUGUUAGUGGUUGUAUUUUUGUUUAAUAAAUGUAUGAAAGAGGGGAAGGUACCUAGGGAUUGGCAGAGAGCAUGUAUAGUUCCUUUAUGUAAAGGGAAGGGGGACAAAAGAGAUUGUAAAAAUUAUAGAGGAAUUAGUUUACUGAGUAUACCAGGAAAAGUGUAUGGUAGGGUUGUUAUUGAAAGAAUUAAGAGGUAAGACAGAAUGUAGGAUUGCAGAUGAGCAAGGAGGUUUUAGAGUGGGUAGGGGAUGUGUAGAUCAAGUGUUUACAGUGAAGCAUAUAUGUGAACAGUAUUUAGAUAAAGGUAGAGAAGGUUUUACUGCAUUUAUGGAUUUAGAAAAGGCAUAUGAUAGAUUGGAUAGGGGAGCAAUGUGGCAGAUGUUGCAAGUAUAUGGAAUAGGUAGUAAGUUACUAAAUGCUGUAAAGUUUUUAUGAGGAUAGUGAGGCUAGUAGAUAGUGAGGAUAGGUAGGUAGUAGGUUGGUAGACAGCAACCGCCCAGGGAGGUACUACCGUCCUGCCAAGUGAGUGUAAAACGAAAGCCUGUAAUUGUUUUACAUGAUGGUAGGAUUGCUGGUGUCUUUUGUCUGUCUCAUAAAUAUGCAAGAUUACAGGUAAGUCUUGCUACUUCUACUUACACUUAGGUCACACUACACAUACAUGUACAAGCAUAUAUAUACACACCCCUCUGGGUUUUCUUCUAUUUUCUUUCUAAUUCUUGUUCUUGUUUAUUUCCUCUCAUCUCCAUGGGGAAGUGGAACAGAAUUCUUCCUCUGUAAGCCAUGUGUGUCGUAAGAGGCGACUAAAAUGCCGGGAGCAAGGGGCUAGUAACCCCUUCUCCUGUAUAUUACUAAAUUUAAAAGGAGAAACUUCAGUUUUUUCUUUUGGGCCACCCCACCUCAGUGGGAUACGGCUGGUACGUUGAAAGAAGAAAGAAGUGAGGCUCAGGUUAGGGUGUGUAGAAGAGAGGGAGACUACUUCCCAGUAAAAGUAGGUCUUAGACAGGGAUCUGUAAUGUCACCAUGGUUGUUUAAUAUAUUAUAGAUGGGGUUGUAAAAGAAGUAAAUGCUAGGGUGUUUGGGAGAGGGGUGGGAUUAAAUUAUGGGGAAUCAAAUACAAAAUGGGAAUUGACACAGUUACUUUUUGCUGAUGAUACUGUGCUUAUGGGAGAUUCUAAAGAAAAAUUGCAAAGGUUAGCGGAUGAGUUUGGGAGUGUGUGUAAAGGUAGAAAAUUGAAAGUGAACAUAGAAAAAGAGUAAGGUGAUGAGGGUAUCAAAUGAUUUAGUUAAAGAAAAAUUAGAUAACAAAUUUGGAGAGGAGUAGUAUGGAAGAAGUGGAUGUUUUCAGAUAUUUGGGAGUUGACGUGUCAGAGGAUGGAUUUAUGAAGGAUGAGGUUAAUCAUAGAAAUGAAGGAAAAAAGGCGAGUGGUGCGUUGAGGUAUAUGUGGAGACAAAAAACGUUAUCUAUGGAGGUAAAGAAGGGAAUGUAUGAAAGUAUAGUGGUACCAACACUCUUAUAUGGGUGUGAAACCUGGGUUGUAAAUGCUGUAGUGAAGAGACUGUUAGAGGCAGUGGAGAUGUUCUGUCUAAGGGCAAUGUGGGGUGUAAAUAUUAUGCAGAAAAUUUGGAGUGCGGAAAUUAGGAGAAGGUGUAGAGUUAAUAAAAGUAUUAGUCAGAGGGCUGAAGAGGGGUUGUUGAGGUGGUUUGGUCAUUUAGAGAGAAUGGAUCAAAGUAGAAUGACAUGGAGAGCAUAUAAAUCUGUAGGGGAAGGAAGGUGGGGUAGGGGUCGUCCUUGAAAAAGUUGGAGGGAGGGGGUAAAGGUGGUUUUGUGGGCGAGGGGCUUGAACUUCCAGCAAGCGUGUAUGAGUGUGUUAGAUAGGAGUGAAUGGAGACGAAUGGUAUUUGGGACCUGACAAGCUGUUGGAGUGUGAGCAGGGUAAUAUUUAGUGAAGGGAUUCAGGGAAACCGGUUAUUUUUAUAUCGCCGGACUUGAGUCCUGGAAAUGGGAAGUACAAUGCCUGCACUUUAAAGAGGGGUUUGGGAUAUUGGCAGUUUGGAGGGAUAUACUGUGUAUCUUUAUACGUAUAUGCUUCUAAACUGUUGUAUUCUGAGGACCUCUACAAAAACAGUGAUUAAGUGUGAGUGAGGUGAAAGUGUUGAAUGAUUAUGAAAGUAUUUUCUUUUCGAGGAUUUUCUUUCUUUUUGGGUCACCCUGCUUCGGUGGGAGACGACCAACUUGUUUAAAAAAAAUUCACACAAAAUAAGUGAAAAUAUAUUCUUAUUUUUCUUAUGUAUCUUUUCAUUAGAUCAUAGUAAUUGAUAAUGAAAACUUUUUUUUAACAUGCUGGCCAUCUUCCACCAAGGCAGGGCGACUUGAAAGAAAAAAAAAACACUUUCACUAUCAUUCACUCCAUCACUGUCUUGCCAAAGGCAUGCCAGUACUACAGUUCAGUUGCCCCUCCAAACAUCUCCACCCCAGUCAUUUACUGGGGUGAGGAUACAGUGCAGGCUAUACUUCCCACAUCCAGGAAAGUGUAGGUCAGGCACUAUACUUCCCACCUCCAGGGAAGUAUAGUGCAGGCACUAUGCUUCCCACCUCCAGGACUUAAGUCUGGCUUACCCAUUUCCCUGAAUCCCUUUGCAAAAUGUUACCUAGCUCUCACUCCAACAGCUCGUCAAAUCCCACUCACUCUCCUAUCCGACAUGCUCACACAUGCCUGCUGGAUGUUCAAAACACUAUGUAUAUGUAAUUAUUUAAUGAAACUUAAAAAGUUUCAAAAUACUUUCUAGCUGUGCAAUGUUUUGUCAAAAUAUAUUCCAAUCAGUUUCUUGGAAUACAAAUUUCAUUUUGGAAAAAUGCUUUUUACAUCUUUCUUUUGUCUAGGUUGCAAUUUGCUCCACGAGAUGAAUCAUUUUAUCUUUAGUCCAAUUUUAUCAUUCUAUAAGACUGCUUGGAAACAAUGGACCCAUUGAACAGUUUACCUCGCACAUAAAAUUUUUAGCCCUUAAACUGUCCAAAUGUAGAUCUACGUUUUUUCAACAUUUGAAAGUACAUUUGUAUGUAAAAAAACGUAGAUUUUUUUUUUUUUUUUUUUUUACAUUUGAAAACAUAAAAAAAAACUUUGAUUUACUUUUUUUUUUUUUGUUAUAUUUCAAAAUAUGUAAAAAAACAGUAGAUCUACUUUUGGAGCACUAUGCAUGUGAACGUAAAUCUGUUUGGAGAGUUUAAGGGUUAACCCUUAAACGGUCCAAACGUAUAUAUACGUUCACUCGCGUAGCGCCCCAAAUUUUUUGAGGAAAAAAAAAAAUCUUUUCUUUUAAAAGGAAAAAAAGAGCAUAUUGUGCCCAGGCAUCCCCAAUUAUUUUAAUAUGGCACACAGUGAGUGCACACCCAUUCUCUCAUUUCUAGGUGACUCAGGCUUAUUGUGGCAAUGUUGAAUGAAUGACAAAGAAAACAUAUAUAUACGUUUGGACCGUUUAAGGGUUAAAUAAUGUCCAGAUUUAGUCAUGGGUCCCACGAGCAAACAGGUUGUUGGUCCCCCUCUAUUAUUAUUGCUGCUAGUACUAUUACUACUAAUUAUGUAGGUACAUACAGCAUUCUGUGAUUUAAACAAGAAAGUUAAGUGUUGCAGCCAAGUAGAUACUCAAGUGUUACAUCUACCAAAUGGGGCUAUUGUAAAUAAAAGGAAAAUGAACUGGUAAGUUAAAAAAAAAAUUUAUUAGAAGCAAUUACUGUAACAAAAUAUGCUCAUUUAUGGAACACAUACAGUACCUAGGAUAAAUAAUACAAAAAUUGAGCAAUUAUUUCCUUCAAACUAUUCGAAUGUAAGAGAAUUUAUAUUGUGUGUUACUCAUUUUAAUUAAAAAAAUUCAUUUUGUAUUUGUUUCUGGUCCUGUUAAGUAAUAUGGUACACAAGUGUCAAAUAGAUAAUAAAAUCAUAAAUACAGUGUUACACUAAUAUGGAAAACUUAGUUACAAUAUAUAUCAUUUUAUUAUAUUCUUAAUGGGCAAGGUUGUGGUCUGGGUCCCUGGUUAGCAUGUAUAAGAGUAAAGUGCAGUGUUUGAAUGACCUACGCAGGUUGAAUGAGUCUUUGUAAAUAUAAUAACUGUGUACAGUAUAAUAUCUGUGAUACAUGAGGUUUCUAUGAUACCUCGUUAAUUUAGCAUUUUUGUACUGUAGUUUUUAUCAUCCAAACACACACUUGCUCACUAGAAAUGUAAAGAUAUUAAGUAUGUAUGUAUAAACCAUGGUACAGGUGGGGGUUAAAACCCAUGGAAAGCAAGUAGUGACACUUGCCAUGCGUUCUAACCACUCCCCCCCAUAUUGUGGUUUGUUUGCAAUUGUGUUAUUACAAUUUUGUGAGUUGCGUGAGUGUAAGAUAAUGCUCCUCUGUUAAUCUACAGUAUUGUGAUUUUUUCAAAACUGUUCAUGUAGAGACUGACUUGUAUCAAAAAGUUUUUACGAGUACGGUGGUACUUUUAGUAACAUUGCAUCUUGAUUGUACGAUGUGUAGGAUAAAAUGUGGGUAAAGUGACUGAUACAGUAUGUACUUAAGGCUUUCAAAAGUGCCAUUUGUAAUUAGGAACUUCUUGUAGUGCAUAUACUUAACCCUUUCAGGGUCGGCAGGCCCUCUCCUAAACUUGUUCUAAGGGUCGGAAAUUUUUCAAAAAAAAAAAAAAAAAAAAAAAAAAAUCUUAUGCAAUGAUAGAGAAUCUUUUCCUGAUCAUAAUGACACCAAAAGUAUGAAAUUUGAUGGAAAACGUACGGAAUUAUGCUCUUGUGAAGUUAACGGUCUCGACAAUGUUUACGCAUCGGCAAUUUUGCCCACUUUGAGCCCUAUUUUUGGCCAAUUCCAACGUACCAGUUGACAAAAAUCAUAACUAUUUCGCUAGAACUCCAUUUUUCUAUCGAAUGAGUACAAGAAAAUGCCCAUUUACUGAUUUCAACUGUUCAAUAAAGUGGUCAGAAAUUUGCAAUUUUGCCAAUUUCACACAAAUUUCAAAAGAUGCCAAUUUCCAAAUAGGGUCCAGAAUAAACAAGACAGACAUUCCUGCAAUAAAAUAACAUUUUUCUGUUCAUUAGUCACGUCCCCAGGCCUCUUACAUUUCUUUUGCUUUCCACUUUGAAUUUUUAUUCUCACAAAAAAAUAGAAGAUUUACUGUUAUGCAGACUACUGAAUUAGUGUAGAAAUGGUAUAAAUAAUAUCAGCACACUUGUGAAAGAAUAUUAGACUCACCAGUUGACAUGUAUUGGACGCAUGGCAUGAUUUGUUUACUUUUGAACUUUGGCAAAAAUCAAACAUUUUUGUUACUUUGAGCUCAAUUUCAAGGUACUUUUCAUUGUGAAACCAAUCAAAAUCAUCUCAAUUUCUGUAAUAUGUCUUCCAUUCUAUAAAAUAACACCAGGAAAACUAGACUACAACCAUAAAUAGCAUGUGAAAAUACACUGCAAAGUCGCCGUUUUAAAGCAAAAACACGAUUGGAGUUUUUUUCUCAUUAUGCACUGUAUGCUGCAGAAUUUUUUUUAUACUGUGCACACUGACCACAUAGACCCAUUCUUUCAUAUGUACACCUAUCAGCUUUCUCUUGCUAGAUUUGAAGGCGCUAGAAUUUAUGCGUACUAGUACGGCACCAACCCUGGCGUGCAAGCCGUUCUAGUACGGCACCAACCCUGGGCGUGCAAGCCGUACUAGUACGGCACCAACCCUGAAAGGGUUAAAAUUAUAAUGUUUUCACAGUACUGUAAUAAUGAUAUUUAUGAGGCUACUGAGGAGAUAGUUUUUGCUUCCCUAGAAUCCUUGUAAAUUUUCCUAGGAAGGUAGUACAUUUUAUACUGUAAACAGUACUUUCAACAGCAUUUCAUGAAUUUGCAUUUUCUAUGUCUAUAAAGUAGUUGACAGUUCAGAAAAAGACAUAGAAAUUAGCUUGUCAUCUGUGGUACAUUGGAUAAUUUAUGUACAUUUAGAGCAGACAUAGAUGAGAAGUACCCAUUACGAUGUAUAAAGAAGGUUGUAAAACAGAAAUUUGUAUCUUUAUAUUGAACCAAAUAGCAAUGUAGCUGCUGAAGCAUUUAUAUAUAUUUUUUUUUUUUUUUUAAAUAUAUGCAUUAAAGAAUUUCAUGCUCAACAGUAAAGCAGGACAACCUAUCUAGGAAAAAGUAUUUCUAGUCCCUGUGCAAAUGAUGUAGCAUUUACAGUUAUACGGAGCAUUCAGUGAAAUACUGUAAUGCCCAGUUAAUUACAUACCUGAGUAAGGAUUGUAAUAAUACAGAAAUGCCCUUUUGAAAAUGCAUGAUGUCAUGCAGUAACUUAUUUUAAAACUUUGGCUAUUUUCAGUCAAAUAUUUAAUAUGUACAUUAUACAAUAAUUUUUUUUUUUUCACAGGUUAUGGAAACGUUCUGAAAUGUAAGUUUUGAAGCUUGUGACUGCUUUUGUGUAUAGCCAACAUUUUGAUACAUUAUAAUCUCACUCGUGAUUGGUUUCAUAGAAACUUUAAUCCGGAUUGUAUUUAUACCAAUAAAUAGAUUAUCAUCA